Molecule: messenger RNA, 1194 nt
Organism: Photinus pyralis (common eastern firefly)
Lineage: Eukaryota; Metazoa; Arthropoda; Insecta; Coleoptera; Lampyridae
Product: nephrin-like
Exons: 7
Coding region: 1-1194 (397 amino acids)
Source: RefSeq, a predicted model, not a curated record
AUGCCUGAUGCACAUACAAUCAAAACUGAAUUAGUAACGCAAGAUUUUCAGGAAGGAAAGCCGCUGCCAAAUGUGGCCUGGUACAGAAACGAUAUUUUGGUGAGCAACGUGAGCAUGAUUUUACCAGGCGGUGGGUCGACUCACGUACAAAGCGAGCUAAGGAUUACGGGUCUUGGACGCCGGGAUGUCCACUCAGAGCUUACGUGUCAAGCGUUCAAUAAUCCACGCACUCAACCUUUGGCGGCAACACUACAUGUGGACAUGAACUUUGGACCGGUUGACGUAAAAAUCCUCGGAGCCAAUCAAGCGCUGUCGGCGGGGAGACGGUACGAUUUGCUGUGUCAAAGUUCGGGAUCGCGCCCUCCAGCCAGCAUCACAUGGUGGAAGAAUGGGCAACGCCUUGAGAAGACAAAGGAGACGACUUCGAACGAUGGCAACACGACGACGAGCACAUUAUCAUUCAUCGCACGAAAGGAGGAUGAUGGAAAAUAUUUAUCGUGCAGGGCCGAGAACAAAAUGCUUUCAGCUGAUGGCCUGGAAGAUGGGUGGAAAUUAGAAAUUCAGUAUACUCCCGAGGCGAAGAUAAUCUUGGGCACUUCCCUCAAUCCUGACACUAUUCGAGAAGGCACGGACGUUUAUUUCGACUGCAUCGUUAAUGCACAUCCACACGUUUAUAAAGUCGAAUGGAGACAUAACAGCAAGGCGUUACAACACAACGUGGGAUCGGGUACAAUAAUUAGCAAUCAAAGCCUCGUGCUUCAAGGAGUUUCCAGAUCGACUGCUGGGAAUUACACGUGCGUUGGAUAUAACACCGAGGGCGAUGGUGAAAGCAAACCCUUCUAUUUAAACGUCAUGUUUACCCCAACGUGCAAGCCUAAUCAAACAAGAGUAUAUGGAGUGGCCAAACAGGAAGAGGCAAGAAUAACAUGUCAAGUGGACGCAAAUCCUACGGACGUGCAAUUCAGGUGGACCUUUAAUAAUUCGGCGGAUUCCGUGGAUGUUGCCUCUUCUCAUAUUGCCAGAAGUGGUACAUCGAGUGUAGUGUCUUAUACGCCAAUGACUGAAUUGGAUUAUGGCACUUUGCUGUGCUACGCUUCGAACAGAAUCGGGCAUCAGAGAGUUCCUUGCGUUUUUCAUAUUAUUGCAGCUGGUAAGUUAAUUAAUAACACUAUUAUUAUUAAUAAUAAAAGAUAA